AUGGUUAUUUGUGUUCCUGGUGUUUUUGCUGAGCAUACCAGAAGCAACAAUAUAACGGAGGUCGAACGAGUUUUGGGCAUCGAAGCCGCUAGACGUGUUGUCAUAGACGAAUUACUUUCUGUGAUGGCGGGACAUGGUGUUGAUGUCAACGUCAGGCACGUUAUGCUGCUAGCCGAUACAAUGACCAAUCGGGUGAGUUAUAUUGUUCAUGCUUAA
This is a messenger RNA of Protopolystoma xenopodis, 216 nucleotides long. The record is from the annotation of a GenBank genome assembly. NCBI's taxonomy places the organism in Eukaryota, Metazoa, Platyhelminthes, Monogenea, Polystomatidea, Polystomatidae.